AUGUCCGACAAUAUGCAAGUUGAUUCGCCAUUGCAACCUGAGAUUGACGAAGGUUUAUACUCACGUCAGUUGUAUGUCUUGGGCAAAGAAGCAAUGCUCAAGAUGCAGAAUGCCAAUGUAUUGAUCAUAGGAUUGAACGGUUUGGGAGUUGAAAUUGCCAAAAACAUUGCCCUUGCUGGUGUAAAGUCAUUGAGUUUGUACGAUCCAAACACAAUUCAAAUUCAGGACUUGUCAACACAAUUUUUUCUCUCAGAGGAAGAUAUCGGUAAACCAAGAGACCAAGUUAGUGCAGUCAAAUUACGCGAAUUGAAUGCAUAUGUCCCAAUCAGUGUGAUUGACAAUAUCAAGGAAGAAACAUUGUUGAAAUUCAAAUGUAUUGUUACAACAAAUAUUUCUUUGGAGGAACAGGUCCAAAUCAAUCAAAUUACCCAUGCUAAUGAGAUUGGAUACAUAAAUGCCGAUGUUCGUGGUUUAUUCGGUCAAAUCUUUGUUGAUUUCGGCGACAAGUUUACUAUAGUGGACCAAACUGGUGAAGAGCCGUUAUCAGGAAUCGUGUCUGAUAUUGAAAAAAACGGAACAGUUACUAUGUUGGAUGAAAAUAGACAUGGGCUUGAGGAUGGGAAUUUCGUUAAAUUCUCUGAAGUUGAAGGAUUGCCAGGUUUGAAUAAAGGUAUUUACAAGGUUGAAGUAUUGGGACCAUAUGCAUUCAAGAUCAAAUUGGAUGGAAUCGAAGGUGAAUACAAAAAGGGAGGUCUUUAUACUCAAGUAAAAGUUCCCAAAGAUGUCAAAUUUGAACCACUACUUGAACAAUUGAAGAACCCAGAGUUUUUGAUUUCUGAUUUUGCAAAGUUUGAUAAACCAGCACAGUUGCAUAUCGGUUUCCAAGCUUUGCAUGCAUUCAAAACAAAGAGACAAAGAUUACCAAAACCUUAUAACGUUGAGGAUGCAAAUGAAGCAUUUGCUUAUGCUGAGCAGUUGGCUAAACAGAACAAUGUUGAAGAUAUCAACGAGUCCUACUUGAAGGAGUUGUUUUACCAAGCCCAGGGUGAUAUUCCAGGAAUGGUGGCAUUCUAUGGUGGUUUAAUUGCUCAAGAGGUUUUGAAGUGUUGCUCUUCCAAGUUCACUCCGAUUAAGCAAUGGCUAUAUUUUGAUUCUUUAGAAUCCUUACCUGGUAAAGAAGAGUACCCUCGUAACGAAGAAAACAACAAACCUCUUGGUUCAAGGUACGAUGGGCAAAUUGCUGUUUUUGGUAAAGAUUUCCAGGACAAAAUUGCCAAUUUAAAGGUUUUCCUCGUUGGUGCCGGUGCCAUUGGUUGCGAAAUGUUGAAAAAUUGGGCAAUGAUGGGUUUAGGCUCAGGACCAGAUGGUAAGAUUUUCAUCACUGAUAAUGACUCUAUUGAAAAGUCUAAUUUGAAUCGUCAAUUCUUGUUUAGACCUAAGGAUGUUGGAAAAAACAAGUCAGAUGUUGCUGCACAAGCAGUUCAAGCCAUGAAUCCAGCAUUGAAGGGUAAAAUUGAAUCACGUUUGGACAAGGUUGGUCCAGAAACACAGGAUAUUUUUGAUGACGCAUUUUGGACCAAUUUAGAUUUGGUCACCAAUGCAUUGGAUAAUGUUGAAGCAAGAACUUAUGUCGAUAGCCGCUGUGUCUUUUUCCAAAAACCAUUGUUGGAAUCAGGAACUUUGGGAACUAAAGGAAACACACAAGUUGUUGUGCCAUUUUUGACAGAAUCUUAUUCUUCAUCUCACGAUCCCCCAGAGAAAUCGAUUCCAUUGUGUACUUUGCGUUCAUUCCCAAGUAAGAUUGAUCACACCAUUGCUUGGGCGAAGUCGUUAUUUCAAGGUUAUUUUGUAGACUCACCGGAGAGUGUUAACUUGUAUUUGAGUCAACCAAAUUAUGUCGAACUGUCUUUGAAACAAAAUCCAGACAAGAAGGGAACUUUAGAGAACAUUUCCAAAUAUUUGAACGAACGUCCAUAUAGUUUUGAAGACUGUAUCAAAUGGGCAAGGUUGGAAUUUGAAAACAAAUACAAUCACGAGAUUAAACAAUUAUUGUACAAUUUUCCACACGAUGCCAAGACUUCAACCGGGGAGCCAUUCUGGUCUGGACCUAAACGUGCUCCUACUCCUUUGAAGUUUGAUAUCAACAAUAAAGAUCAUUUGGACUUCAUUAUUGGAGGGGCAAACUUGUUGGCGUUCAUAUACGGAUUAAAGGAACAAGACAAUAUCGACACCAAGGUUUUGGAAAACAUCGAAAUUCCCGAAUUUCAACCUAAAUCAGGAGUCAAGAUUGCUGCCACUGAUGCCGAAGCUGAGGAGCAAGCAAACAACUUGUCUUCUUCUGCUGACGACGAAGCUGUUCGAAAGAUUGCUGCAUCUUUGCCCGAGCCAAGUACUUUGGCUGGAUACAGAUUGCAUCCAAUCGAGUUUGAAAAAGAUGACGAUACCAACCACCACAUACAAUUUAUUACCGCUGCUUCGAAUUGUAGGGCAUUGAACUAUGGUAUUGAAACUGCCGAUGCGCACAAGACCAAAUUCAUUGCUGGUAAGAUUAUUCCUGCGAUUGCCACUACGACUGCAUUAGUCACUGGGUUAGUGUGUCUUGAGUUAUACAAGGUUGUUGAUAAGAAGGAUGAUAUUGAACAAUACAAGAAUGGAUUCAUCAAUUUGGCUUUACCCUUUAUUGGAUUUUCUGAGCCAAUAAAAUCGGCUCGUGGUAAGUAUGGAGCUAAAGAAUACGAUCAAGUAUGGGACCAAAUCAUAAUUGACAGAGACUUGACGUUACAGGAGUUGAUUGACAAAUUUGCCGAAGAAGAUAAGUUGGAGGUUUCCAUCUUGUCAUAUGAUGUUGUUGUAUUGUAUGCUUCAUUUUUCCCACCAAAGAAGAAGCAAGAGAGAUUAAAUUUACCGAUUUCACAAGUGAUCAAAUUGGUUACAAAGAAGGAUAUUCCUGCUCAUGUACGUUACUUGGUCUUGCAAGCAUGUUGUGAAGAUGAAGAAGGUGAGGAUGUCGAUGUACCUCCAAUCACUAUCAAAUACAAAUAG
Molecule: messenger RNA, 3042 nt
Organism: Lodderomyces theae
Lineage: Eukaryota; Fungi; Ascomycota; Pichiomycetes; Serinales; Debaryomycetaceae
Gene: UBA1
Product: E1 ubiquitin-activating protein
Exons: 1
Coding region: 1-3042 (1013 amino acids)
Biological process (GO): ubiquitin-dependent protein catabolic process; protein ubiquitination; DNA damage response
Cellular component (GO): cytoplasm; nucleus
Molecular function (GO): ubiquitin activating enzyme activity
Source: RefSeq, a predicted model, not a curated record